UUACUUUUGAACUACUUAAGUGUAGGCUGACUGUUCUGGGGAGGGCCGUAGACUAAUGUUGGAAUAACUUUUUGCCCAACCCAUUUGUAUGUAUUUGAUUUAAUGCUUGUAUAAAUGUGAUGGAUACAUGUGUGAAUAUAUGUAUUAUACAAUAAAAUAUGUUUAAACUGAAAUAUCUAGAUAAACUACUCGACACUGCAACGGUCGUUGAAAUUGUCAUCUAGAACAAGUGUUCAAACGGAAGGAGUAUACAGAGAAUAAAACAUCAGGAUGGAUGAUCAAUCAGAUCCAUUGCAUAUUUUAAUUGUUGGGCACAACCUUCAAGCAAAAUGCGAUGUUGCUAACGCUUUUAUUAAACAAGCGAACAGAUUUAAACAGUUCAAAUGUCGUUCGAAGUUGAUUGUAAAGAAUAUAGACAGGGCAAAAUCAAAAGAGACAGUUGCAGGUCGACAGCUAAAUAUCAUUCUCACGCCAAAUCUCAACACGUCUAGAUGGACUCAUUUGAGUGCUGAUAUCAUUAGUGGGUACGAAAAUAGAGUUUUUGUUUAUGUGAAAGCUCCAGGUCUGGUUAGAGUGGACGAUGAUACAUCUAUUAAAAACCUACAGGCCAAAUUUAAAGCGCCAGCUUUUCAAGUACAUGUCAUUACGUACUACGAAAGUGAUGAAGAAACUGAUUCGGCUAUACGAGGAGGUUUGUUUCUACGUGCAAAAAUGCCAUUUAAAGAAAAAUAUCGAGAGUGAAUGGUAUCUUAGAGGCAAUAGAAAUGCAAUUGGGAGGUUCUGUCAAAAUUCAUUACGCAGAAGAAAAAGUGGAAGAACCUGAUACCAAAUUAGACCGAGAAGGUACGGAUCAACUCCCUCUGCAAGAAAAGAUAGAAACAAAGGAUUGGGAUUUGCUUUGUCAAACUCUGAGGUGUGGAAGAGCAAAAUCAAACCACGUACGAGUUAACAUAAUUGGAAAUCAACAAGCUGGAAAAACGACUUUAGUUAAAAGGCUUCAUAACAUGGAUGUGCAAUGCCCUGAUAAACAUCAAAUUCCUACAGAAGUAUUUGAAAUAAAUGAGGUAUCUUCACGGUGUAAAGAGAUUGACGGCGAGAAACACUGGGAUACAAAACGUGAAGGCUAUAUGGAAGACCUCAAUGUGCAAAGAAUGGCCCAAGCCAUGAAAAGCGUAGAGAGAAAUCAGGCAGAUGAUACGAGUACUGCUGAUAUAAAGGAAGAAAAUUUAGACGCCGAUAUUAUGCUUAUAGUUAAUGCUGAUGAAAAUAUUAGAGGUAAAAAGCAAAAACCGCUCAACGCAGAUAAAGCAGAAAAAUCAAGAGUCCAGUAUAUGAAGAAAAUCCUCCGCAAAAAAUAUCACACAAGAGGAGAAAGAAUAUAUUUUUCAUACUGGGACUUUGCUGGCCAAUCGACAUAUUAUUCCACGCAUCAAAUUUUUAUGUCCCCAUCAGCUGUCUACGUUCUUGUGGUUGACCUCAGCUUAAACUUCAAAGAAAAGGUUUCAGACAAGUUACAAUUUCGUGCAGGAAUAAUUAAAGAAUGUACCGUAGAAGAAUCGCUGAAGUUUUGGAUUUCGUCAAUUGGUGCGUUUGCAACAGAUUCAAAAGGCGGAAUGGCACCUGUUGUUAUUGUUGGUACACAUAUAGAUAAAUUAAGACAGGCAGCAAAGGCAAAUGCAGAAGAAGAAAUUAAUAGGAAGUUCGAUGAAGUUCGGGAGAUCUUGCAGAUGUCCGAGGUAGAAUGUAUAGCAGUUGACAACACCAUACAAAACAAUUCAGAUAUGAUUGCCCUGAGAAACCGAAUCUUGGAAUUGGGACUUGGUGUAAUGGAUGAAGAAAUUCCAGCUCAAUGGAUAGACUUGAAACGAAGACUUAGAGAGAUAAAAUCAAGUGGGAAAGCUAUCAUGACAUUUGCCGAUCUACAAUGUCUUGAUGAAAGUAUGGAUGCACCUAUGAGAGAUAAAGAAAAACUAGAAGCAUUCUUAGGUCAUCAGCAUAACCGAGGACAUGUGAUUUGUUUUUUGCACGAGGAUCUUAAAAAUUUGAUAAUACUGGAGCCAAACAUAUUAGCAAAGUUUCUAAACAAUUUGAUGAGAAGAAGAGACGACAAAGAACAAAGAGAGAUGAAACUCGCACGAGUAUGUACAACCACAAUGGCAUUAUAA
Mercenaria mercenaria is the source of this 2165-nucleotide messenger RNA. RefSeq lists its product as uncharacterized. The record is from RefSeq and is a predicted model, not a curated record. Lineage: Eukaryota; Metazoa; Mollusca; Bivalvia; Venerida; Veneridae. Bases 765 to 2165 code for a protein of 466 amino acids. The transcript has 5 exons.